This is a messenger RNA of Propithecus coquereli (Coquerel's sifaka), 2039 nucleotides long. It is a transcript of the gene RELL2, whose product is annotated as RELT-like 2. Lineage: Eukaryota; Metazoa; Chordata; Mammalia; Primates; Indriidae. Gene Ontology annotation, biological process: positive regulation of p38MAPK cascade; positive regulation of cell-substrate adhesion. The transcript has 8 exons. The record is from RefSeq and is a predicted model, not a curated record. Bases 720 to 1631 code for a protein of 303 amino acids.
CUCAAACGGGGCGCAGGCUGUGGUCACCUCCCUAGGAAGCUCCGAAGAUCCAGCCACGCCGCCCCUCUCAGGUGCAGAAAGCCAGCUUCCCCAAGCCCGCUGGGAAGACUCCUGACUAUCCUCUCGGUCCCGGCAUCUGAGGGCAGGAGCUGCGCCAGGCGUGCGCGAUAGACAGUGGAGAACACCCUCACCGGACCGCCCGUCCGCUGCCCGGACCCAGACUCAGCGCCGCACAUUCCUCCCGGGGGGGGGCCCGGCGCAGUCACGCGCGCACCCCACUUGCGCUCACACGCGCGCAAGGCUCACGCUCUCCGCCCCGCACACCUGCGCUCCGCCCCUUGGUCCUGGGCCGGCGACCGGCAAAAGCAUUUGGGAAGCCAGGGCACUUGCGGAGGCGCCCAUCUCCUCCCUUACCCAGGGCCGGAGUUGUCCUAAGCCUGCCGCCGCUCCCAACCACCCGGCAUCCCUCUCCAUCCUUCCCUCCCCCCCGCCGGCCGUGGCACCGGUAUCCGCAGCCACAGCCCGGAGCCGGUGAGGCGGCGAAGGGGGGAGGGGGAGGAAUCAAGGGAUGAGCUCCGGGAGGGCGUCGGGGACCCUGAGCCGGACUAGGAAACCCCUGGAGCCGGAACCCGAGGAGAACCCGGAGCCAGAACCAAAUCACCGCUGCAGCCCCCUAAACCCAGGAGGCGCCCUGGCCCGCGCUCGCCCCCCAGGGCCUCAUGUCGGAACCACAGCCUGACCUGGAGCCGCCCCAGCAUGGGCUGUACAUGCUCUUCCUGCUUGUGCUGGUCUUCUUCCUCAUGGGCCUCGUAGGCUUCAUGAUCUGCCACGUGCUCAAGAAGAAGGGCUACCGGUGCCGUACGUCGAGGGGCUCAGAGCCUGACGACGCCCAGCUUCAGGCCCCUGAGGACGAUGACAUGAAUGAAGACACAGUAGAGAGGAUCGUUCGCUGCAUCAUCCAAAAUGAAGCUAAUGCUGAGGCCUUGAAGGAGAUGCUGGGGGACAGUGAAGGAGAAGGGACAGUGCAGUUGUCCAGCGUGGAUGCCACCUCCAGCCUGCAAGAUGGAACCCCCUCCCAUCAUCACACAGUGCACCUGGGCUCUGCAGCCCCUUGCAUCCAUUGCAGCCGCAGCAAGAGGCCCCCACUUGUCCGUCAGGGCCGCUCCAAGGAAGGAAAAAGCCGCCCCCGGACUGGGGAGACCACCGUGUUCUCUGUGGGCAGGUUCCGGGUGACACAUAUUGAGAAGCGCUAUGGGCUGCAUGAGCGUCGUGAUGGCUCUCCCACGGACAGGAGCUGGGGUUCUGGCGGGGGGCCAGACCCAGGGGGUGGCCACGGGUCUGGGGGAGGACAGCCCAGGGCAGGGAUACCUGCCAUAGAGAGGCUGCCCCCUGAGAGGCCACAGCCCCCAGUCCUAGCAAGCCCCCCAGUGCAGAAUGGAGGACUCAGGGACAGCAGCCUAGUCCCUUGUGCACUUGAGGGGAAGCCUGGAGCCUCUGCAGAGCCAACACCGAAGACUGGAAGGAGGGGCCCCAGCCCAGGGCUGCCCACUCAAGAGGCAAAUGGACAGCCAAGCAAACCAGACACCUCAGAUCACCAGGGGUCUCCACCACGGGGAGCAGGAGGUAUGUGAGCCUCAUUCUUCAUUGCGCUGAUGGACUACAAGCUGGCAGGGCCGGGGGUGGGUGGGCAUGAAGGCCCUCCCCUCCACUGGACAGCACUGCUCCCCAGCUGAGGGACCAGCUCUAUUUCCACCUGGAGUUGCACGGUCUCAGGCUGGGGGACCUCAGGAGAGGCUCCCCCAUCCCUAGCCCCUCACUCUCUUUCCUUUUCCCUGCCUGCCAACAGGCUGCCUGACCUGCCUUCCCCAACACCUUGCUCCAUAUGCUAGAGCGUGGCAGCUGGGAGCAGGCCCCUGCCCUUGGUGGGCCCCUAAAGCAAUAGCACCUUAGGCCCCCUGCCCUCUUGGCACAAGAGGCCCAGGCUCUUGCUUGGCCUUCGUGCCCUUUAUUCACUGUCAAUAAAUCCGCUCAGACCAUUA